GAAUGGAGGAGGUGGAAGUAAAGUGACCCAUAACUUCUAAGGCUGAUUAAAGAGCUAUUUUGAUUCAGGCGAUUUUAGGCCUUUUAGCCCUUUCUGCUCUCUCUCUCUCUCUCUGUCUAGAGCAUCUCUGAUUUUGGUUCCGUGCUCUUAGGGUUUAAACGAGGGGUUUUCUCUCUCUACCACUUUGAUAAAAUUCCCAAUUCCUGGAACAGAGGACGAUAGGCCAUGGAUAGGUAUACCAGGGUUGAAAAACCUAAGCCUGAGUCGCCCAUAAACGAGAACGAGAUCCGUAUCACCUCCGGUGGUCCUGUUAGAAAUUAUAUCAGCUAUGCUACUUCCCUUCUCCAGGAGAAACAUGUAAAAGAGAUUGUCUUGAAAGCAAUGGGACAGGCAAUCAGCAAGACAGUAUCCAUUGCGGAGGGUAUAAAGAGAAGAAAUCCCCGUUUGCAUCAAGAUACUGCCACCAGUUCAGUAAGCAUAACUGAUGUUUGGGAACCUAUUGAAGAGGGUCUUUUACCUGUGGAACAGACUCGUCAAGUCUCAAUGAUUACGAUCACCUUGUCCUUCAGGGAGCUAAACAAAAAUUCUCCUGGAUAUCAAGCUCCGCAUUCUGUGGAACAACCAAAGGAACAGUAUCCACAACAGCAGCAGCAGCAGCAGCAACAGCUACAACCCAGACAAUCACGUGGUCCAUACAAUGUAGUUCGCGAUGAUUCAUAUGGCCGAGGACGUGGUCGUGGUAGAGGGAGAGGGCGAAACUGGGGGAGAGGUGGAUAUGGUUAUGGAAAUUAUCAGGGUAACUAUCAGGGGAAUCAAGGAAAUUAUCAAGAUAACGAUGGUUAUUCAAAUUGGGGUCGAGGUGGUGGGCGAGGCAGAAGUUGGGGUUAUCGUGGUACUGGGUAUGAGAGAGGCAGAGGUGGAAGGGGCAGAGGUUACAGUCGUGGUCGUGGAAGGAUGGGUGGUCGUUCAUGGGGUGGUGGCGGUGGCAACCAGGGAUGAGUUGGGAAUGAGCUCUCUUUUUGCUUUAGCUAAAUGCUUGCCUUGGCCAGUUUGCUAAAUUUUAUCCUGAUACUGAUAUUAGUAGAGCAUGAAAUGUGGGUUAUCAUUGUCGAUUGGUUUUGUGUUUAUUUUCGUCAAUCAUAUAUGGAUGUGGGCAAGGUUGUUCUGUUCAUUUUUUGCAUUUAGCCGAUAGCAAGAGGAGGCUUAUGAUUUUCUGUAAUUUAUUAUUACCCUUGUGGUUGCAGUUAGCAUGUUCAUAUUUGGUUUAUCAUAUUUCUUUAUUCCUUCUAAA
Messenger RNA from Manihot esculenta (cassava), 1291 nucleotides. RefSeq names its product keratin, type I cytoskeletal 9. Bases 226 to 999 code for a protein of 257 amino acids. Lineage: Eukaryota; Viridiplantae; Streptophyta; Magnoliopsida; Malpighiales; Euphorbiaceae. The record is from RefSeq and is a predicted model, not a curated record. The transcript is spliced from 8 exons. Gene Ontology annotation, molecular function: RNA binding.